CACUUUAGCUCCUUGUCCUCUGGGAUAACACCUUAGCCCCCUGUCUUCUGGGAUUUUGUACCGCGGUGCUCCCGAGCUGCAGGAGCCUUCUGUGGGGUCAGCUCCCGUCUGAACAACGGCUCCUGGACUUGCUGUGAUAGCAGCCCCAAGUUCAUUCGUUCCCACGUGCCCUGGAAGGGUGCUGGUCUCUGUGGUGCCCGCUGGUUUUUCUAGCGAUCUCUUUCGUUUUGUGAUUUGCAGGGGCGGUCCUUGGUGCCCCACCGUGAUGCCGAAGCGGGGCUGUCACCGCGUGGCGAACACGGACGUACCGCGCCUGGGCUUUCCGUGGUGUAGCGCUGCUUUCUGCCCCUGGGUCUGGGCUGGAGGCAACUCGGCUACAGAUUAAAGUGUUUUUUAAUGUUGCUGCUCAACAUCACAAGCUGUUUGCAGAAGAGUUUUAGUGAAUUUAGUACAAUGGAAUCCCUAGGUUUAGUGACAAGACCCAGAUUGCACAGGUAGAAUUUUCUUCUUUCAGGCCUUGAUAGCUGACAGCUUUUAAAAGAUUUGGCUUGAGUUUGUUGUCACAUGGGUUUUGGCUUUGAAAGGGAUUAUUUUAUAGAUAACUGACUUUAUGGGUGGUCUAUGUAUUUGUAGGAGGGAAUUAUUUUUUUUUUUUUGUGGUUCUUUCAGGUAUUAACAACCUUGCAAAAUACGUACCUGCCAUUUUCCACACUGUCUCAAAACAAGCUGCUGAGAAACCAGACGUGAAUCAGAUAGUUUUUAUUAUUCUGUUCAAAUUUAUAUGCAAGCAUUCUUUUUCCUUACUGAAGCUGAGGCAGGAAUCAGAUUUCUUAAGAAGCACAUGCAAGGUGGUUUUGUCAGAAUAUAAAGGAGAGGUGGGGCUUUAAUGUUUUUGUUUUGGUGGUUAUUUAUGUGAAGACUGCAUUCUAAGGAAGAAAAUCUGUAAGUGAUGUAGAUAUAGCAUCUGGAGGUAUUGGUGAGGGAGUGACUUGAGGAUCCUAAAGCUGCCUCUGAUAUUGCAGACAUUUAUCACAGUAAUAAUAGUGUUGCAGUAGUUACCCUUAGUUUGGGAAGUCUGUUUGGCAGUGCUCGGGUCCUCUUUUAUUUCUGCUUCUCUGAGCUUGUGUGGGGACAGGAAUGGAGCAUGAAAUACAAAGCUCAAAUGAUUUAUAUUGUGCCUUGAACUUGUAAACGUGCACUUUGCCAUGAGGAAGCAAAAACACUGAAGUCAGUUGAGAAGAAGUGGUCCUGGAAGAUCUGGUGUAUUUAAAGGAAUAAAUUCAAAUAGAUUUCCAGAUCUUGCUGCUUUAUUUAAAGGGCCAUUUGUGACUUUUACAAGGUGUUGGUAAAUGUCCUGUUAUACUGAAUUAGAAUUUAGUUUCACACUUGGCUCUAAACAAGCAAAACUGUUGGUCUGUGCUAGGACUGAAUAGAUGUGGUUUGUUGGUGUUUGGGUACAGAGAACAAAUAUGAGAUUUCCUUACUUCCAGAACUGUUUGUACCUCCUGAGCAACGCUAAUCACAGCGUGUGCAGGCAAUAACAUGUGCCAUGUCCUGUGCUGUGAUUCCAUUUCAAAUAAACUUUAUGUCCUGGGGCUAAUCUUUGGGGCUUUUUCCUUUGUAUUAUGUACAGGUUCUCUUGUUCUCCUUUUUGAUGAUGCUUUGGGAGUUGCCCCACUGAAGUCAGGAGGAGCAGUAGAAGGCUGAGUUGUUAUUUGGUGUCAGUGUUUUGUGUCCUCUGUACACAAACCUUCAGCCUGUGCUGUGGGACCCUUUGUGCCCCAAGGCCUGGGGGUGUCCAGGGGGCAGGGGCACAGCUGUGGGCACUGCUGCAGUUUGGAUCAAAGCCCUUGUUUGUUUGGCCUCAGCAGUUUUAAUUUUGUCAGAUACAUGACUGAAACACAGGAGCUGUUUGGUUUUGAGGAGUGGUGUGUAUGUACCCGAGGAAGCCUUGGAGAGUCGAUUGCCCCAUUUUUGUUGAGGUGACUGACAGACUUUGGCAAGUGGCCGCACAGGUACUGGCGUGAGCGGAAUCUCGGCCAGGAUUCGGUCAGUGCCCAGAACUCUGGUCUGGGCGGGAUCCUCAGUUUAGCGUUGAAAGUGACUCUGGCAACUACAAAUCCCAGGGAGCAUUGCUGGGAGCAGGGUCGUGCAGGAGGGUUGGCAUCCUGCAGGGACCAAUGGCAGCCGACAACUCCCGCGAUCCCUGCGUGUCAGCUGCCAGCGCUCCAAGCGCUGGAGAGCGGCGUGGGAGCUGCCUGUUGCCCUGGGCUGAUUUAAAGUCCUGUGUGAGCUCUGAUUUGAUAUUGUGUUCUGCAGCCUCUGUGCCGGCUGGAAAAAGCCCGCGGGAGUAGUGCCGAUGGAUGCGAUUCUGAACUGCAGCGCGGAGGAUUUGGAGGAUUACUACAACUUGCUGGGAUGCGACGAGCUAUCGACGGUUGAACAAAUUCUUGCAGAAUAUAAGAUUAAAGCCCUGGAAUGUCAUCCUGACAAGCAUCCUGGAAAUCCCAAAGCAGUGGAGAGUUUCCAGAAGCUGCAGCAAGCUAAGGAGAUUCUCACUAACGAAGAGAGCCGGGCGCGCUACGAUUACUGGCGGCGAAGCCACAUCACCAUCCCCUUCCAGCAGUGGGAGGCCCUGAGCAGCUCCGUGAAAACGUCAAUGCACUGGGCUGUCCAAAGUAAGAAGGACCAAAUGCUGGAGGCUCCUGACUUCAGUAAUACCAACAUAACUAAUGAGAUUUGGACCCAACAGACGGAAAACAAUGAAGAUGGAUUGUUGGGAGGGAACAGAGAGCAAGAUGAUGUUGCAAUUCCUGAUGUGAAACCACAGUCUUCAAAGAAUCCAGACUCCCCAAGAUUUUCAGAGGGAAAUUACUGGCACUUGCGUUUCCGCUGGUCAGGUGAUGCCCCAUCAGACCUCCUGAGGAAAUUCAGAAACUAUGAGAUCUAAGAUGCAAAAUAUACAAGAGCAUGAGAUCACGUGUUCAACAGUGCAGUAUUUUUUUUGUCAGCAGUUAUAAGUUAUUUGUGUUUUGUAUUCACUCAUUGUAACGUGAACGUUGUUCCAAUCAAUGUCUAAAUACUGAUUUAACACACGUGCUGUGAGCAUUGCAGGUGGAGGUCUUUUUGUUUAACAAGCAAAGCCUUUUCAGUAUUAACAUGAAAUGAUUUUGUGAAGUUA
This is a messenger RNA of Corapipo altera (White-ruffed manakin), 3181 nucleotides long. It is a transcript of the gene DNAJC12, whose product is annotated as DnaJ heat shock protein family (Hsp40) member C12. The record is from RefSeq and is a predicted model, not a curated record. Gene Ontology annotation, cellular component: cytoplasm. NCBI's taxonomy places the organism in Eukaryota, Metazoa, Chordata, Aves, Passeriformes, Pipridae. The coding region runs from base 2360 to 2950 and encodes 196 amino acids. The transcript is spliced from 7 exons.